AUGGGCAAAGUUUGGCGAAGCGCUUGGUGGUGUUGUGUGCUGUGGACAUGCCUAUCCGGUGUCGGAAUGCUCCGCGGAGAAACGAUUCAUUUUACCAACUCGCCAAAGUUGAUCAUGGCCUCGAAGAACUACACCACGUACGAGCUUGAAGUGCCCGGUUCGAAACCGAUCACGAUCAUCGAAGCAACCGAACCGUUGGCAGGGAGCAAUCAGAGAUUAGACACGUUUCCGUCCGAUCCACAGUUACUGCGCGUUGGGCCGGCAUCGACGACAAGCUUCCGGACGAGCACGGGAAUUAGUGUUGCCCGACCGCACGGAGAAGUGGACGACCAACCUCCGGUGGGAGGGGGAGCAAACAGCAGCAGCCGGAAAACGCUCUACUCGCCGGAGCUGUUGAACAAGUUCCUCAAGGAGUACUCCGAGAAGCUGCGCAAUGCGGAUUCACUCACGAGGAAGCGCCUCAACGAGAUCACGAUGACCAACAACGUUAACCAGCAGCAGCUGGAGAAGGACAAAGUGGAUGAACCGAACCAUGAGUACCAGUAUCGAAGUAAGGUGCAAGAUCAGCAGCAACGUCCUCAGAAUGAAAGCUCCGUCGAAGGUUCCCCGGAGGAUGAAGCGAAGCUGGAAGAUGAGUUUGUGUUUGAUGAUACACACGAGCGACAUGUGAUGAUGAGCUCCGGGAGUAGUAAUAAGCGUUGGUAUCAGGAACCACCCGGAGGCGCCUAUCCCCCACAGCACGGUGGAGGUCAAAAAAACCAUCCUUGGAAUGUGAAGGACGGCUGGGUGACGUUGGAAGCGGUUCCGUGGUCGGAGAGCAAGGUUUCCAAAUGGCACGCGGCCUCAGUGUCGGAGGUGAAUAAACAUCAUGGAUCGAGCAAGGGUCAGUAUCCUCCAAACCAGAGCUUGGGGAACUACUGGAGCGAUGAGAGCGUCGAAGAGGCGUCAAAGUAUAAACCAGCCGUGCCGUCACCGAGUUCUAUCGGGUCCUCGAGUUACUACCAGUCUGUGGAUGGUCCAGGAGCUGAUGAGUAUGUUUCGCCAUAUGGUGGAAAAAGGCAGCCAACGAACCGAUUGCCUACACCCGAAUCCUUAUAUAACCGCCGACGGCCAGCUCACAAUGAACGUCCAGACGAUGAUCGUGGAAGUCGUCCCUCGUCUCAUCAAUCGCAGGACGGUUGGUUCGAGCAUCAACUCCAGUCAAGUCCGUACGACACGAUGAAGGCAUACCACGACCAGAGCUCGUCGGUGGGAUCCCCAAACCGAGACAUCAUCACCGACGGUCGUCCCGCCAACUUCCCGAAGUACGCCCAGGAUCACCCAGCGCACCCGGGAUACGGUGGGGUAACCAGUUCUCCCCCGCAGAACCUUCGCGGACGACCCGUUUCCUAUCCGGACAAUGGAAACGGCGAGUGGGUACUCAUCUCCACCACCAAGGGCUAUCAGUAUCCGAAGCGACGCCAUGGACAGCGAGCGAUCACCUUCACCCCGGCCACCUCCACCAGUCACCAGACGGUGAAGUUGACGGUAUUGCCGAUGAAAAAUGCCGUCGACAUGACCACCUCCCACAACGGGCUUAUCGAGGUGUCCUCCUCCACGCAGACGGUGGAGGAUGCCGUCAAGCAGCAAAAGAACAAGAACAAAAACAAACGACAACAACCGACGCCAACGCCGGUCAUCCCAAAGAGGAAGAAACAUGCAUCAGCAGUAGGUCAAGCCGUGGCAGCAAACACCUACUCUGUGAUGCGUCGAGAUGCAGCGCAGGAUAGCUCAGCCGUGCUGGCUGCAGUGAGCGCAGGUAUGGUACCGGCCACGAUGGCCAUAUUGGCACCGAUGGUUCUCGGGAGGAAGAAAAAAUAA
Anopheles coustani is the source of this 1860-nucleotide messenger RNA. RefSeq lists its product as uncharacterized. The coding region runs from base 1 to 1860 and encodes 619 amino acids. The transcript has a single exon. NCBI's taxonomy places the organism in Eukaryota, Metazoa, Arthropoda, Insecta, Diptera, Culicidae. The record is from RefSeq and is a predicted model, not a curated record.